This is a messenger RNA of Diachasmimorpha longicaudata, 2530 nucleotides long. Its product is annotated as ABC transporter F family member 4-like. The coding region runs from base 1086 to 1763 and encodes 225 amino acids. Gene Ontology annotation, cellular component: nucleus. The transcript is spliced from 5 exons. The record is from RefSeq and is a predicted model, not a curated record. NCBI's taxonomy places the organism in Eukaryota, Metazoa, Arthropoda, Insecta, Hymenoptera, Braconidae.
CAUGUCAUUCAUUAAUAAGGAAGAUCGUCAGGCUUGUUGGGACCUCAGGGACGAAUACUGGAAGUGUAUGGAUGAUGCAAAGUCCGAGUCGGAGUGCCAAGAACUUAGAAAACAAUAUGAAAAAUUUUGCCCCUCCCAGUAAAACAUUUUGAUCGGAAGCGAGAGUACCUGAAGUUCAAGGAGCACAUUGAAAAGGAUGGGUACGAUCACCUACCAACUCGAUUGGGCGGCAAAUAGACAAUUGCAAGAGGAUAAGUUAUUAAUGGAAAAAAGUAAUUUUUUUCAAUUAUUUAUGUAAUGCAAUACCUGGAAAGAAUAUUAUAUUUUCAAUAGAAAUAAAAACUAGAGUAGAAUUCUAGUACAAUUCUGUAUUCACCGACAGCACUAGAUUUUUCUAUUGACUUUCCUUUUACGUGUCAUUUCUCAGAUUUUUCCAACCCUUUAAGAAUUAUUACUGAAUCGAAUGCUUACUGGAAAAAUCUGAGUAAAUAACAUUCGAUUGAUUAAACUAAUUGACGGGCGAUCAACGUGCUGUUCCUCACAAUUAUAUUGUACAGUAGUUUCACGUAAAUCUCGAUUGGAUUCAAAUGAAAAAGGACAUGUUUUUUGUGAUUAAAAUUUGUGACAGUGAUUUUAACAUACAAUAAAUGAUAACCAUAUAGUUUUUGUUCAUUACAAAAUGUUGUUAAUUAAAAGACGGGUAACAUGAAACUACCUGACUUGAAGUUUAACUCAUGUAAUUGUUUAUGAAGCAGUACUAGUGUUAAGAGUCUAUUGCCGAGUUUUCCGCAGAAAUUUCCACAGGAAAAUUCUCAAAGAAAUACUAAAAAUAUUUUAGUGUUCUAUUUUACCUCAUUUCACCCGGACGAAUUUGUGGGGAAGAACCCACAUCCAGUUUGAAACAUUCCCGCAAUCUUGGCCACGCCAUCUGCAGAAUUGUAAUAUCACCAAGCUGGCAACACCGCGCGGCUUGGAAAGCGUAUUCCUCGCUUCGAUUAUCCGGUCGUCGGUGGAGGAACAACUUUGUUGAGCGUCAAUAAAAAGUUACUCAGUGAAAAAAACACAAUAUUCGUCGUAAUUGUUGUAUGCUCUGUGUUGAAAGCAAGCAAUCCAAAAUUUCCCACAAAAUCAACAUGAAGAAGAAUAAGGACGUGUCUGACGACGAGGACGAGUACUCUGCGGACGAUCCCGAGGAAGUCGAGGGAGCAUCAGAGGAGGAUUGGAAUCCUGAGCUUGGUGUCGAGGGUGGAACGAAGAAGAGAACACAAAGGGGAGCCAAAAAAAGACACCAUUCUGAAGAGGAAGAGGAAGAAGAAGAAGAGGACGAGGAAGAGGAUGAGGAGGAUGAAGAGGAAGACGAGGAAUCCGACGAGGAGGAUUCCGCGAAGAAACCUAAGAAAAAACGACGCUCUAAAAAGGAGGAGGAGGACGAAGAUGAUUCUGAUGAUAACAAUUUCAAUGAUACCUCAGGAAUUCCACCUAAAGACUACACUUCUGGAGCAUUCGUCGUCGCAAAAGCAGAUGUUGGAGGUGACAUCGAUCCGACUCUGUGGAGGAUAGAUGGAAAGGCUCUUUUACAGAAAUAUCUGCCAUUCAAACAAGAAGGAAAAACUCUUUACAAAAGCACAUCUACGUAUUCCGGAUGGUCUGCGAAUAAUAAAGACAAGUACUUGGCGGCACAGGUUACCUUCAAAGUGCAGAACAGAAACGAAACAGUCGUUGAACUUCACCUUGAUCAACAGCAACAAGAAAGCGUAAAGUAAGCCUUUGAGAAGUAAAUAACGCGGAAGAAAACGGAACCACGUAUCAUCAGUGUUCUUUGACUAUUUCAUAACUCAUGUUCAAAUUGGCCGUUCGCAUGCCGUAUUCGAAUAAUUUCUUCUUUUUAUUUCUGGAUAGAUGAGGAAGCGUACAUAUUGUUGAAAUAUUCCCCAUCAUCUCGCAUUUUUUAUUUACUUUUGAAGUUCUACUUGGUGCAACAAUUGGAUACAUCGAUUAUACCAAAGGAAUUAAUGUCGCACUUUCAUGUUUUUUGUAUCAAUCUUGAUACAAAAUCCCCCAUGAUAUUUAAUAAGUGAAUGCCAAUUUACGGUGACGUGGAACAUUAAAACUUUUUGUUGAUAAUUUUUUCAUCAACAUGUUGCUCGACAAAAUUCCUACAGAAAUGUCCUAUUAAUUCAUUGCUGAUAAUGAUACUCGAAAUAUCAUAGGUACACAGUUGUUCUAUUGUUAAUGAAGAAUAAUAUCACAAAUGUUAUGUGUAUUCCAAAUUGUGUCAUAUAUUACUGAUGCAAAUUAUUAUUUUGAGGAACCUACCAUUUGUUUUCAUCCGUGUAUUCAAUUAUUAUAUCAUGAUCAAUUAUGAUAACAUCAUUUUUAAAAAAUUAGCAGUAACAUUAUGGUAAUCGUAUAUGACUCAACAUGGAUUUAUUUUCUAUGUUUCAAAAAACAAAGUCAUCGAGUGAGUGAACAAAUAUAAUCUCCUGUGUUUUUUCCGUUCUUAUUGGAAUAAAAACUGUGAAAAUGUGAA